This is a messenger RNA of Poecilia reticulata (guppy), 2585 nucleotides long. The record is from RefSeq and is a predicted model, not a curated record. NCBI's taxonomy places the organism in Eukaryota, Metazoa, Chordata, Actinopteri, Cyprinodontiformes, Poeciliidae.
AAAAAAGCAAAAGAAAAAAGAAAGAAAGAAAAAGAAAAAGGAACCCGGUUCGGUCGCUGGCAUGCUGUGAGAAUUACCUCCAGCUUUGAGAAGCGCUCCUUCGGUCAUGCAGUGCACCUGCAAGAAGACAUCCACUUGACGGACCGGACUGCUGAAGAAAAAAAAAAGGGAGAGAGAGAGAGAAGAGAGGGAACUUUAAGGGGAAGAAGUUGCCAUCGGAUCGGGGCUGGAGGGGGGUCCAAAUUAUAAGUCCCUCCAUCGAUUAGAAUCACAUUUUUUUCUCCACAAUUUCCCCCCUCGAUAGGAAGGCGAAACGGCGACUUCAGUUGAUUAUCUGUCUUUCCUUUGCUAUCCAAUGGAUAUUCACUGCAAAGCAGACCCCUUCACGGCGAUGCACCUUGUGUCCCACGUAGGGCACGGAGGUGUGAACCAGCUCGGCGGGGUGUUCGUGAACGGCAGACCCCUCCCGGACGUGGUGAGGCAGCGGAUAGUGGAGCUGGCCCACCAGGGCGUCCGGCCCUGCGACAUCUCCAGGCAGCUGCGGGUGAGCCACGGCUGCGUCAGCAAGAUCCUCGGCAGAUACUAUGAGACUGGCAGCAUCAAGCCUGGAGUCAUUGGUGGGUCCAAACCCAAAGUGGCCACUCCGAAAGUAGUGGAAAAAAUAGCAGACUACAAGAGACAAAACCCCACCAUGUUUGCCUGGGAGAUCAGAGACAGACUGCUGGCAGAGGGCAUCUGCGACAACGACACUGUUCCCAGCGUCUCAUCCAUUAAUAGGAUCAUCAGAACAAAGGUCCAGCAGCCUUUCCAUCCAUCUCCUGAUGGAUCAUCGCUUUCAACACCCGGUCAUACAAUAGUACCAAACACAGCUUCCCCACCUGUAACCAGCGCCUCCAACGACCCUGCGGGAUCCUACUCCAUAAACGGGAUUUUGGGUAUUCCUCGAUCCAACGGAGAGAAGAGAAAAAGAGACGACGAUGGUUCAGAUGGUUCUGGCCCAAACAGUGAUUCUCAGGGUAGCGUGGAGAGUUUACGGAAGCACCUAAGGGCAGACGCCUUCACCCAGCAGCAGCUGGAAGCUUUGGACCGGGUCUUUGAGCGCCCCUCGUACCCCGACGUCUUCCCCACCUCGGAUCAUGUCAAACCGGAACAGGCUAAUGAGUACUCGCUCCCUGUCCUGAAUUCCAGCCUGGACGAAGUCAAGCCCAGUUUAUCCUCUAGCGCCAACCCAGACCUGGGCCCCAGUGUGUCGCAAAGCUACCCUGUAGGCCGGGACAUGGCAAACACGACCUUACCCGGGUAUCCCCCUCACGUUCCCCCAACAGGCCAAGGCAGCUACCCGACCUCGACACUCGCUGGAAUGGUUCCUGGGAGUGAGUUUUCGGGGAACCCCUACAGUCAUCCGCAGUAUACGACCUACAACGAAGCCUGGCGAUUCAGCAAUCCAGCAUUACUAAGUUCCCCUUAUUAUUAUAGUGCCGCAUCGAGAGGCUCCGCCCCUCCCACUGCUGCCACUGCCUAUGACCGUCACUAGUUACCAUGGAAACCAAAUCAACCUGCAGGACCACGGCCUCAGCCUCCAUAUUGCCCAGGUGUGAAGAACACGGUCCGCUGGACACUGAGCAAAAAGCGCAUAAAAUGUCCCAGACUAAAAAAAAAUAAAAAGAAUAACAAAAACAGAAGAGAAAAUUCACGGAUUCAAGACAACCGCCAUCUUCUCUCAUUACUGCUUUUCUUUGGAUUUUUUUUUUGUUUGCUUCUUUUUUUUGGACACCCAAAGCCAAAAAAAAACCAAGAAAAACACAAUUAUGGAACAAGUGAAAGUUUGAACCCUUGGCUAAUUGCAAUGGUUUAAAACAAAACAGGACUCCAGACAAAAACAUCCUGAAUUUAUUUUCCCCACCUGUGGUCCCACUCUUUUAUCCAUAACAGAUCAAUACUGUACAUUCCUUUCCUCAAUGGGUCCCAGCAGGGAUACUGUCCACAGCUUGAAAUGUAUCAGCAGUCUUUUUUUUUUCUCUCCCUUUUUACCCCCCUCCUUUUGCCAUUUGUCUCCCACUCAAAUCAAAUCGCAAUGCACAGAGAUCAAGGGAGAUGAGCAGCAACCCGCGCAGGCUGUGGCAGUUGUUUUUCCAGUCCAUCUGAGCAGGCACUGACCAAACAUCCAGCAUGAGUGGAAGAAAAAAUAAAAAUAAAAAAUCAAUCGCUUUUGAUGCCGUGAGAAGAUUAGGACAUGUUUUCUGUGAGACACAAUCAAGAUGUAAAAAUGAAAAAUGAAAUAAACACCUGUUUGGAAAAAUAGCGGGAGCCAUGUUAUUAUAGCACCGUGGCUCACUAUUUGCAAGGUUUCCAGUUAAAAUAUUUUUUUUAUUUCACUUUUUUUUAUAAUUUGUACAGACUGAUUUGCAGACUGCUUGGCUAAUGUUUGACUUGUUCUCUAUUUGUCAGGAAGGUAAUCAGGCAAAACCUUUUGAGUGUUUUAUUUUUGUGUUAAGUUUGCACUAUUUUCGAGGUUUGCAACACUGGACUGUGGUUAUGCAGAAAAACUAAAUGUGCAUAUUUGUUUUAUGUAAAAAAAAAAAAAA